CAAAGCAGGUUUCCCCUCCAAUCUGGCUGCCUGGCAUCCUUUUAUGUCCAGAGCAAUAGCGAUCUGGGACUGUUAAAGUCUGCACCGUCACAUAUCGACUCUUUGCUCUUCGUUCGUCCCGGAUACAUCCCCCAAUUGUCGAGAAAACGCGAGCUUGCGAGCUUCAAGUCGGAUUCGAUCCGACCUUGGCCCACCAUGGCGCCCCUCAGUACUGAGCCGGACGAGAUCCGCGUUGUGCUGAAUAUGGCACGACGAAAAGUCUUCUAUGGCCUGGUAUCUGAGAUCACGGCAUAUAUGCGAUCGCAAUUAGAAUUACAGUCUCAUGUAGGAAGCGCAGGCACUGGGAACGUCAACCCGCCACCAUACUCAGCGCACGAUACGCUCAGUGCGGGUAGUACAGCGUCUUACCCCGGCACUCAGCAUGGAAGAAACCAGGAGACUGCCCCUGGACAAUCCGUGCCAUCGCCGCAAAGUCCGGCUCUGGUACGUCUCCGGAAGGCUGCGUUGCUGCAUUUUGAUUCCUGGCGCGCCGAAACGCUGAGCAAGCUCAAAGAAGUCGUGGCAAAAGCCGACGACCAAAAGAUCAUCGAUGCGCGACGGAAGCGCACGGAAGCUCUAUCUCUUAAGCCCAAAAAGGAGCCUGUGGGAGAUAGUGAGGAUCUACUUAGUUUCGAUGCCGUGGCGUCCACCUCGCAAUCACCACUGUCUGCUGGCUUGGGACAUGGGAAAGACAGUAAAAGAGAGAAGGAGCUAGAGGCCUUCCAGAGCCUCUAUCAUCCGAUCCCAACGCGGUUGACGACUAUCCCGCUCCGUGACCGUGAGGAAGUGCUUAGCGCGACGUUGCUUCUCCUAUUGUCUAGCGGGAAUUACAGCGCCUACUCGCGCACGCUCAUCUGCUACCUCGCGUCAGCACUCGAGAUAACUCCCUCCACACUCAACGCGGAAGAGACGGCCAUUGCCACGACCAUGGUAGAAACAGCGCAGAAGGCUGAUGCCGAAGCGAAGACGGGGAUGUCCGCUGACACGGAAGCGCAGAAGCGGCGCGACGAAGGGCGUACGGGGCGGCUCUGGAAAGUCGGGCUCGCCUCUGUGGCCGGCGCUGCUAUCAUUGGCGUCACAGGCGGUCUGGCGGCCCCUGUCGUCGCAGCCACCGUAGGCGGUUUGAUGAGUUCGGUCGGCCUAGGCGGACUUGCCGGGUUUCUCGGCAUCUUCUGGAUGAACGGGGCCCUCGUUGGUACACUCUUCGGCGCUUUUGGGGCUAAGAUGACGGGCGAGAUGGUGGACCGGUACGCGAAGGAGGUGGAAGACUUCAAAUUCCUCCCGCUGAGCGCGGAGUGGGGACAGCGCUGGAAGCAGCAACAGAGCAGCGACGCCGAAACGCGCCGGCUGCGCGUCACCAUCGGGAUCAACGGGUGGCUCGAGACCGAAGACGACGUCACGAAGCCGUGGCGCGUGCUGGGCGACGAGUCCGAGGUGUUCGCUCUGCGGUAUGAAAUGAGCAGCCUCAUGUCCCUCGGCGAGCAACUCCGUGCCCUCGUGGGUUCCGCGACGUGGAGCCUUGUGCGCGCCGAGAUACUCAAGCGUACCGUUCUCGUGACCCUUCAGGGCGCCCUGUGGCCUAUCCUGCUCCUCAACUCGGCCUCGAGUAUCGAUAACCCGUUCAGUCUGGCGCGGAACCGCUCUGAGAAAGCCGGACAGAUCCUCGCCGACGCGCUGAUCAAUAAGGUGCAGGGUGAGCGCCCAGUGACGCUGAUCGGCUACUCGCUCGGCGCGCGCGUGAUCUACGCGUGCCUUCGUGUGUUGGCCGAGCGGAGGGCCUUUGGACUCGUGGAUACAGUGGUUCUGAUCGGGGCGCCGGUGCCAUCUAAUACGGGGCAUUGGCAGAUGAUGCGCACCGUGGUAGCGGGCAAGCUUUUUAACGUGCAUAGCGAGAAUGACUACAUCCUCGGUUUCUUGUACCGCGGCACGAGUCUGCAGUUGGGCAUCGCGGGGCUGCAGUCCGUCGGGGCAGAGAUCGAGGGUGUCGAGGAUCUCGAUCUCAGCGACGAGGUCCACGGCCAUCUGCGGUACCCGGGCCUGAUCGCGCAGAUCCUGCAUCGGUGCGGGUUCGCGAAUGUCAAAGGGGGAGUCGCUGCUAUCGAGAAGGAAAAGACGAUCGAAGGGGGAAUUGAAAUGCGCGACAAAGAUUAUGCCGAGCUUGGGCAUCUCAUCGAUAUUGAUGAUGACGAAGCCGAUAAGGGACCGCGACCACUGCUGCCACCGCGCCGGACGAAGCAGGAUUUGGCGAACGAGAAGUUCGAUCCGAUCGUCAAGAGCAUUCUGGAGCAGAAAAGCGACGCACGGACACUGGACCUGAAGCUUAUGAGCAGAACUAGCAGUGACCCUAAUCCGACAACGUCUACAUCUUCUCGGCCCGCGCUGAACUUUCUCGCAGGCCCUUCGUCUCGGGGUGACUCUACGACUAUGGGGACACGAUCAGUCAGCUUUCCCCAACCAGGUCCUCCUGACCGAUUCAAUACUAGCCAGGACAUGCGUAGCUCCAACGAUAGUGACGAAGAAUAUGGUGAAGGACCCAUCACCAUGCUAGAUGACGACGAGCUGAGCGAAGGCGAGCUUACGAUGGUUGAGCCCUUAAGUAUAGAUGACGAACCUCUCAGAUAGGAGAAAGUCGCCGACAACUCGGCGUCCAUCAUCAUCUCAGAGUCGUACUCAAAAUCCUCGCUUCUAGAAGUUGUCUCUAUGCACUUACACUCAAAGUUGUUGAUAUUGAACGACUUGCCAAUAUAUAGGCGCUUCCAAGUGGCUUUAUACGAUUAUGAACGCCACAGCGUACCAGCUGUUCUUCUAUAAAUGGGAGCUUGAUAACAGGAAUCAUCGCUUUGAAGCGGUGUAAACGACCCAGGAAUCAACGACGGCUAUCCAUACUCUCAUGGUGUAGCGGACACAUUAAACAGGUAUUGGGGCGUCCACCAUAGGCAAGUGAAAUAGCCGGCGCUGCGUCGCGCGUGCGCUGGGAAUAGACCUUGAGAUAGUCCCCGACUGAUAUCAAUAUAUGCGAUGACACUCUCCUUCAA
Messenger RNA from Xylaria bambusicola, 3074 nucleotides. Its product is annotated as DUF726-domain-containing protein. NCBI's taxonomy places the organism in Eukaryota, Fungi, Ascomycota, Sordariomycetes, Xylariales, Xylariaceae. Bases 196 to 2661 code for a protein of 821 amino acids. The transcript is spliced from 2 exons. The record is from RefSeq and is a predicted model, not a curated record.